AUGUCUGUUGCCACCGCUUACGCCACUCACGCAUCGUCGUCGAUGCUAGUUGGAUAUCAUUCGGCGCUGGCUUAUAACAACCCCGCCCUUUUCGCGAUUCGUGGGCGGCCCACCCAAGAACUCUACACUUACGUGGGCUUCGGCACUGCCGAGCCCUGCAUCCUUCACAUGCCUAACCACCUGCGCCUCGCUCGCUCGCGCCCUCCCAAGCGGCCGCGUGCGGUGACCGUGAGUGGCAUGUUGGACGAAGCCAGCAGCGUCCUCUCCACGGCAGAUGUCCAGACACCCACUACCGCUUACUACGAGGGCCCCGCCACCCCUCGCUCGCCCUCCACCUCCCGAGUCUCAACUCCCACAAGCGCUUCGUACCGCACGCCCACCCCCGACGAGAUCGUCGAUGGGGCGCGCGCAAAGCAGGCCGCCGAGGACGACAAAAUUCGCGCCUUCUACGCGAAGAACCCCGCCCUUGCGGCCCUUCGGCCCUUCACCACUACUCAUCUCCCCACGCCGCCCUCGUCGCCUGGCUCGGAGGCGGAAGCUCUGCCGGUCGCCAACCUCGUACAAUCGACACCUCGCCCUGGCAUUAAGCGUCCCCAUCGGCCAGCCGAUAUCAAGACCGGCCCUAUCACUCCGCCCGCAUCGCCUACUACUACGCGGGCUAACAACCGCUUUCUUCAGGCGCCCAUGACGCCGCCGGAGUCGCCAACCAUCCCAAGGAAGUUCCGGGCAUCUCUGCAGACCAUGAGGCCUCUUACCCAGCGCUCGCCCACCACCCCGACUUCACCGUCGAAGAUCCCUCGCCGCGCUGGAUCCAGCGUGCCCAAGUCACCUCGUCUGUGA
Messenger RNA from Schizophyllum commune H4-8, 840 nucleotides. RefSeq lists its product as uncharacterized. The coding region runs from base 1 to 840 and encodes 279 amino acids. The record is from RefSeq and is a predicted model, not a curated record. The transcript is spliced from 2 exons. Lineage: Eukaryota; Fungi; Basidiomycota; Agaricomycetes; Agaricales; Schizophyllaceae.